UUUUUUUUUUUUUUUUUUUUCUUUUAACUCUCUCUGAAUGUCGGAUUCCGCUGCGCCGACGCCGACGCCUCGCCCGCGCCCGCCGCCGCCGUCCAACUACAAGCCGAGCGUCGUUGCCCCAGCGUCUGCCGAAGCAGCUGCACCGCCAUCGCAGGCACUUGCGCAUGACGAUUCUGGUGGCCCACCCAAGCCGGUGCGCGCUCGACCACCGCCGCCUGCUGCACCCAACUCGGCUGCUGCUCUGGCCGCCGCCGCUGCUGCUGUUGUGCACGAACAUCACGCGCAUGACUCUGAAGAUGCGCCUGCUGCGCCAGUGGUGCACAAGCCACCGCCAUCGCGACCACCGCCCACUGUGAGUCCGCCUGCCGCCGCUGCCGCAGCCGCUGCACCAACGCCAGACGCACCCAAAGCUGCACGGCCGCAUGCUCCAACACCGCCAAACAAGCUGUCGACAGGAGGACCUGCCGCUGCUGGCGAGCACUCCACGUCGCCACCGCCUGCUUACACGCCAACAGCAACGCCUGCUGCUGCUGCACCUGCAGCACGACCCUCACGGCCAACUCGCCCACAGUCCUUGUACUCGAGCACGCCCAGCUCGGCGUCCGAGAGUGCAAACAGUCUUCCGCCACCGUACGAGGCAGACUCUGGCGUUUCUGUUCCCGCCGUCAAGGCACCUGCUGCUGCCAAGCCUCGUCCGCCGCGUCCAGCCACCGUGGCGGCCAAGCCGGGUGCGCCCUCUCCGGUUGCCGCAGCAGCCGCGGCCGCUCCUGCGGCAGAGACGGUUGCCCCUUUCACAAACCCCGCUGUCGCACGCCCGCCACGGCCGUCCCCAGGGGCAAUUGCCGCGGUUUCUGCCUCUCCUGCAGCAGCCAUGGCGGCCGCCGCAGCACCACCCAGUGGCGGUGCAAAGCCACGUCCGGCACGCCCGCCGACUUCCACCAACGCCCCUCCUGGCCACCCACCACCGCCCGGCCACGCACACCCUCCAGGACACCCGCCUCCACCAAGCCACUCGCCUGUUGUCCAUGGUCCGCCACGCUUGCCGGCGCGACCGGUUCGCGGCCACAUUCUGUACCAUUACAUGUUUGAAGGCCCUCGCGCAGUUGCCCGCGAGGAGCACACCGGCGAGGGUCCUGAGGAUUUGAUCUUCUCGCGUGGCGAUGUGAUUGAGCUCAAGGAGGUCGUUGACGAUUAUUGGUACAUGGGCGCCAGCAACGGGAAUGUCGGCAUGUUCCCCGUCGCCAAGGUCCGCAUCAUUGUGGAUCUCCCAGAUGGCUCGCAGAAAAAGCUGCAAGCAGCCGCCGCAGCCGAACUGAGCGGCGAGCCGACCUUUGUCGCUGUCGUGGCGCCUGGUGCUCACAUUUUCGCGGCCUUCCCAUUCACUGGCGACGCACCGACGGAUUUGAUCUUCAACGAAGGCGAUGAAAUUGAAAUUGUGCGGCAAGUUGACGCCGACUGGGCCGAGGGCAUUCAUGUCAAGUCUGGACGCAUUGGCACCUUCCCACUUAGCUUUCUCGAUUUGCCCGGCGAUCACGCAUCGUCGUCAGCGUCGUCGUCGUCGGCGGCUGCACCAGCGGCAGCAAGCGCUGCCAAGUUGCCUACAGUGCCUUAUGCCGUUGCAACGUUCGAUUACGAAGGCGAGGCCGAGGAGGACCUGUUCUUCCGUUACGGCGAUGUUAUUCUGCUGACCAAGCGCAUUGAUGCCGAUUGGCUGGUUGGCGAGCUGGAAUCCGUGCCUGGUCUGGCCGGCCAGUUCCCUGCCAACUUUGUCGAGGUCAAGAUUGACUUGCCAAGCGAGGCAGAGACCAAGCCUGCCGUGGCCAGCAAGCCUGCGGUUGCCAGUAAGCCUGCAGUUGCUGCCUCAACCAAGCCUGCUGUCGCCGCCUCAACCAAGCCUGCUGUCAGCGCCAAGCCCAAGGUCGAAACCAAGCCAGAGCCAGCAGCACCUGCGCCUGCACCGGCCCACGACCCGCUGAGCGACUCGUACGGCGAGGCCGUUGCUGCGUACGAGUUUGCAGGCGAAGCUGAGGGCGAUUUGCCCGUCCACCAAGACGAACAAAUUGCGAUUGUGGAACGAGUGGAUGCCGAUUGGCUGCGUUGCAAGAACAGUGCUGGCGCUGUGGGCAUCGUUCCGGCUUCAUUCCUUCUGAUUCUUCGUGAGCCCACGGCAUAGUUUGCCAGUGGGGGUUGUUUUUGUUGCUCGCUGUCAUUGGUCUUGUUGUCGCGUUUUUUUUUUCGUUCUGGGUUUCGUUGCUGUGAGUGAGUGAGUGAGUGUGUGUGUUUGUGGCUCGCAGUGCUUCUUUUGUGAUUUUUUUUUUUUUGUUUUUCUCUCUCGUUCUUUUUGUUUUUGAAGUUGAAUGAAUGCGAUCUCGCAGCUCCAUCUACUGCAGACAUGUUUUCAUACGUGGUUUCUCU
Capsaspora owczarzaki ATCC 30864 is the source of this 2415-nucleotide messenger RNA. RefSeq lists its product as hypothetical. The record is from RefSeq and is a predicted model, not a curated record. The coding region runs from base 38 to 2173 and encodes 711 amino acids. Lineage: Eukaryota; Filasterea; Ministeriida; Capsasporidae. The transcript has 2 exons. Gene Ontology annotation, molecular function: protein binding.